This is a messenger RNA of Penicillium olsonii, 2892 nucleotides long. The record is from the annotation of a GenBank genome assembly. NCBI's taxonomy places the organism in Eukaryota, Fungi, Ascomycota, Eurotiomycetes, Eurotiales, Aspergillaceae.
AUGAUGGACAUAUUCCACAAACAAUCACGACCAGACGCCGAUGAAUCGAUUGAAUGCUGGGACGACGACGACGACUUGCAAUUUAACGAGGAGAUACAGUUUCGCACUGCGUCUAGUGCCGGUUCCAUUACGAACUCGUCAUUUCGACCCUCUGGUCACCGAGACUCGAUAUCCUCAAGACGCUCGGCCCGCUCUGAUAUCGAGUCCAACGUCGGUGACGAGGACUGGCAGGUUCCGCUGUACGACAAUGAUGAGUUUGCCAAGGAAGAUGCCAUUGCGUCCGCCAACACCGCUGGCAUUCCCAUUCCCCCUAAUAUCCCGAAAUCCGCGCUGAUUGGAGGUACAAUCAAGCGCUUGUCGAGCCGAAAAACCAGGAAAACUUUUGUGGACGACUGGUCAGAGGAUGUUGAGCUUCCUGGCCCGGAGACCGUCUUGAAAUUGCAAACACAUGGGACAGUGUUCCCAGACUCUAUUGGACUGCUAAGUUCCACUGGGACGAGUCCGGUGAAAUCCACUGCUUCUCCGUCAUGGGAUCCCGAGAUCACGACACGCCUUCAAUCUGCCCUGGGUUCGUUCGAUUAUUUUCAAGGAGAGACCGAUGGCCUUGUUUUUCCGGACGUACCGACUCUGAAAGCCACCACUCCUCGAUCUCCCCAAAAGAUCAUUCCCGUUGAAGUUCCCCGGGAGACAGACGACGAUUUCAACCAAGACUUUGAACUUCCUGACAAUUACCAGCCUUUGGAACUGUCUCACCGAAAGGACACACACGGCGCUUCGACUCCCACCCUAGAGGAUUUUGACCUCGAAUGGUCCGAGGGAAGCAUUGGCGUCCGAGUCGGGGGUACUGCGAGAGAUGGCCGAUCGCUCCCUAGUUCUUCCAUGUCGAUCGCUAGUCCCAGCGUUUCAAGUUGCUUGACGGCGGAUAGUGGGGACGAGGGACUCGAAGGCAUUGUCAUUCCCGAAGGUCCCCUAGACUUCAGUGCCUCUCUGCAAAAACGGCAAACAGCGCAGCAUGAAAACACCGACGCGGAAGAGAGGAAGAAACUCCAUGGGUACCCUGACCUUGAUGACUUCUUUUCUGGGAUUGAGGUCGACAAUGAGAAGGCAUUUUCAUUUGGGAAACCUGAUCUAAAUCCCAACAUCAAGCACAAAACAGAACAGCCACCCAGUCCAACUCGUCGGUCUGCCACGUCUUUGACAUUUACCAGUACAACAGGAUCCCCACGAACUCGUAUCCCACAAUUAAUGACCCAUGAGCGCACACAUUCGACUCAUCUUGAAACGGUGUCAGAAAGCGGUGCGCCUCUCUUCAAAUUUAGGGCGUCACAAUCGCGCAUCGGGCAUUCCUCGCAGUCCUCAACUUCAAGUCUUCCAGUAUCUAGCACCAGCGCAACCCCCCCAACACCUUCAAGCUCUACUCGACGUAUUCUAGGGACACGAACUCCUCGAGACUCCCCCUUAUCGGGCGAGAUCAACACCGCAGCUAGACGCUUGAAACCCAAGCGUUCCUUGCCGUCAAUACGUGGCAUGGGGUCGAGUUCCUCGACACAGACAUCUCAACGACCGCCGGUCGAUCGCCCUGUCCGUCUGCCUACCACGAGACCCAAGACACCGGUUGAUCGUGUUAUUCAUGAUGGACGAUCACUCAGUCGUAGAACCCAGGCUCCUUUCAUGCCGGCUGGUGUUUCAGAGUCCCAAUCGCACCAUGCCACAGUCAAGGGAUAUCGUUCGUCACGCCGUACAAAUUCUGAUAGCUCUGGUGGACUUCUCAGUCCACAAAACACAUUUUCUCGGCUCACUCGGUCUACCCAGAAUGAGCCCCUUCGGGGCGGGCUUGGCGAUGUAGGCACACAUUCUACGGGCCACUCCUCUAAACGCACUAUCACACGACCCACCAAGAGACGCAAUUUCGGCGAUGGAUCAGAAUUGGCCUCCUUCGAUGACUUAUCUACCUCGGCUCUGGCCGAAAGCAAAUUCGUCAAAACUCCCACUGGCCGAGGCGCCCCGAGAACUGUGAGAAACAAGCUUGGCCAAGGCCGGGCUGGUCCUCACGGUGAAUCACCUCCUGGGCCAUCGACAUCCCCAUCAACUUCGAAGUUGCGCAGCCCAACGCCGAGAUUUGCCCAAGAUACCAACGCCUCUCGAAAUGCAAGAGAGCAGCGUAUUGCCUCCAUGGCCCUGAGCUCGAAAGCCCGUGAAACCAAUUCUCUAACAGGUUUGAGCUCGAAUUGGAAAUCCCAACCGAUAUCAAGAAUUCCCCCGGCCUCUGCACCCAUUCGAAGUCGGAAAGGCAAAUCCAAUAUCAGGCCGACGACCAAGCCACACCUUAUCAAGCCCUUAGGGUCUGGUGUUCAGGAUGCUAAAUCUGUGGGCGGUAUGCGUUACAACCCUAACAACUUCCGAUGGGAGGGAAACGAAAAUCAGAUCCCUGAUUUCGAGACUUGCGCUCCAAGAUCACCCAAACCAGCACCAGCCCUCAUCACCAAUGUCGGGACGAUGCAAAACGUUCAAACCGUGGGGGGAAUGGUCUUUGACCCGCAUCGUAUGUGUUGGCUCAAGGCUGCAAGCGUCGAGGCUGAAGAUGAAGUUGAUGUCUUUGCUGGGCUUGACGAUCUGGAAGACCGAGUCACCAACAGUACCAUCCACGGGCGCAAGUCUGGGACCUUCGAGGGCCCCAGCCAAAUUACGGAGGAUGCCAGUGGCGGGGAUUCCUCGGACGAAGGACCCAUGACCGAGGAAUUUGACGUUGGCCCCGAGUUCAUCCGCCGACAACGGGCGGAGGAAGAAAAAUGGCGCCGCAAAGUUGACCGGUGGGUUGGCUUUGAUCGAGAUGAUCAAGCGAACCAUUGGAGAUGGAUCAUCCGUGAUCUAGUGGGCUUUAGCAAUACAUGA